AUGAAGCGGACGGUUGGUUGUCUGAUGCUGAUCCAACGUGUAAGCUGCUGUAAUGGUCAGAUGAAUAUUGGACAUGGACACGGGCAUUCCUCUCUAGUAGGAGCAUAUCCACGAAAAGAAGCAUGGAUCAAGUCCCUACGCCAACUUGCCUACCCUCUUCGGUGGUAUCUCUCCCGGCCUAGUAUCCACAAACGAUACUACAGGCCACAUGGCAUGCAAGCGCUAUCUUACCUACAUACGCCCGAUAACAAGGAUUACCCUAAAUUGGGGGUCAUGCUUGUCCCCUUCGAGGAUUUCAAGGCAUGGACCUUGUCGAAGAUGCCAAUAAAGUGA
Molecule: messenger RNA, 333 nt
Organism: Trichoderma harzianum CBS 226.95
Lineage: Eukaryota; Fungi; Ascomycota; Sordariomycetes; Hypocreales; Hypocreaceae
Exons: 1
Coding region: 1-333 (110 amino acids)
Biological process (GO): translation
Cellular component (GO): ribosome
Molecular function (GO): structural constituent of ribosome
Source: RefSeq, a predicted model, not a curated record